Messenger RNA from Acomys russatus (golden spiny mouse), 1219 nucleotides. RefSeq names its product V-type proton ATPase subunit S1-like protein. Gene Ontology annotation, cellular component: proton-transporting V-type ATPase complex. The transcript is spliced from 7 exons. Bases 94 to 1107 code for a protein of 337 amino acids. The record is from RefSeq and is a predicted model, not a curated record. NCBI's taxonomy places the organism in Eukaryota, Metazoa, Chordata, Mammalia, Rodentia, Muridae.
CUGCCAGUCACUUGGCAAGAACAGUCCAGCCUCUGCUCUGUUUGCUCUAUGAAUUGACAGAUGUGCUUGGUUUGAGGACACAUACAGUUCUUGAUGGGAAGGAAACUCUUGUUUAGUUUUUCACUUCUGUUUUUAUGUAUGGUGUUUUCAGUCACUUUGGACCAGAUACUCGCCAGGAAGAAUGUAAGCUCUCAAGCGGCUUCAAGUAAAGGCGUGAUUGUACGGAGUGGUCAAAAGAAUAGCGGAGAGAUGAAGCCAGUCCAGAAUUUCACAGCGACCCCUGUCACACAGACUUUCGACCACAAUCCAAGCAAACAACAGUGGAGGAGCCCGUUCAGCUAUCACAAUCCUGUUAAGUUUUCCAGGGAUGGGAUGCCUUGCAUUCUCUUCUGGACCAAAAGAGUCACAGUGAAGUUUAAGAACCAGACCUGGCUGGACCUCACAGAUGAAGCACUGGGUCAGAACACAGCAGUAGACACUGGCAACUCGAACUGCAGUGAAGAAAGUGCCACGUUGUCUUUGAAGUUUGGCGAUGCUGAAAAUCCCAAGGACAUUGGCAUAAGGUUCACCCUAAGCAAUUACAACAAGCUAUCCAGCCAGAGUUGGUUUAGUUUACACCGAGUCGAGAUUAUCUUCAACAAUUCGGUGCAAGCAACUUUUAACGCGACCGGUAUCUAUGCUCUGUCGAGUUACUCGUACCGCUGCCAACGCGUAAGCAGCUUGCGGCGGAAUGAUGCCCUGCUGUUGCUUAGCAGCUCAGAUGAUGUGACGAGCCUGUGGGAAGUCACGUUUAUUGAUUUCCAGAUUCAAGGCUUCUCCAUCAAAGGGGCGCAGUUUGCGCAGGCGCAAGACUGUGGCUCCUCCUUCUCACCUGCGGUUUUGAUUGGCCUGGCCAUGUCUCUUAUUCUGUUGCUGGUGCUGGCCUACGCUCUGCACAUGCUCAUCUACUUGCGCUAUCUGGACCGACACUAUGAGUUCAUCACCUCCCCUGCCCACUUCCCAUCUCUGAGAGCGCUGGAUACAGGGGAGGAGAAGGAGCUGCUGGGGAGCCAGGGGGCUGAGUGCUACGAGCUGAGGAGCCAACAGAUCUGCAAAAUCUAUAUUUAGCGGCGCAAGUCCCUGCCUCCUCGAACCAAGGCCACAACUAUUUCUGAAAGACACUGUUCUCUGUCUUUUGUGAUGUCUGACUUGUGAACUGUUUGAUUAAAAAAAGAGAAAA